Messenger RNA from Wickerhamiella sorbophila, 1137 nucleotides. RefSeq names its product MAP kinase kinase MKK2/SSP33. NCBI's taxonomy places the organism in Eukaryota, Fungi, Ascomycota, Dipodascomycetes, Dipodascales, Trichomonascaceae. The record is from RefSeq and is a predicted model, not a curated record. Gene Ontology annotation, biological process: protein phosphorylation. Bases 1 to 1137 code for a protein of 378 amino acids. The transcript has a single exon. Gene Ontology annotation, molecular function: ATP binding; protein kinase activity.
AUGAGUUUGCCAUUUAUCCGACCGCCAACAGGCAAAGGUCCCAAGCAGAGCUUGAAACUCGAAAUACCCUCGAGCGGGUUUGCCAAGGGACACUCCCGCGGCGAGUCCUGGACAUCGGACGACUCGUCGGAAAGUACGGCGUCGAUGAUGUCUCAGGACCAGUUCACUACAGAACUUGUGGCAAGGCUCGAGCUUGCCAACACUCCGGAAAACGCCUCGAUUGCCGGGAUGUCUCAAAAGCGUUGGCAGGACGCGUCCCAGAACGGUGACAUCGUGGAGAUUAAGCGGCUGGGGGAAGGCUCUGGAGGUUCUGUGAAGCUGUGUAAAUUAUGUGGUCACAACGAGCUUUUUGCAUUGAAAGAAAUUGCUGCAAAUCCUAAUGAAGACAUCCAAAAGCAAGUCUUACGAGAGCUGCAGUUCAAUUGCUCGUGUGCUAGUCCGUAUAUUGUCAAGUACUAUGGUGCUUUUCUGGGGGCAGACACAGGGUCGAUGUUUAUCGCUAUGGAAUACUGCGAGUACGGCAGUCUGGAUGCACUCAAAAAGAAAAUAAAAGAGCGAGGUGGCCGUAUCGGUGAGAAGGUCCUCGCCAAAAUCGCCGAGUCAGUUCUUCGGGGAAUCACUUAUCUUUAUGACCGCAGCAUUAUCCACCGCGAUAUAAAACCACAAAACAUUUUACUCAACAAUAAGGGCCAGGUAAAGCUUUGCGACUUUGGCGUCUCUGGCCAGGUUGUAAACUCUUUGGCAACAACAUUCACCGGCACCUCUUUCUACAUGGCACCGGAACGUAUCCAAGGCCAGCCCUAUACAGUUACAUCCGAUGUUUGGUCUUUAGGUCUCACCUUGCUAGAGCUCUCGCAGUGCAAGUUCCCGUUUCAGCAGGAUAACGAUACCCCGUUAAUGCCUAUUGAGCUGUUGGCGGAGAUUGUGAAGAUGCCGUCACCGCUGUUGCAAGAUGAACCUGAAAGUGGAAUCAAAUGGUCGAAAUCGUUCCAUCAUUUCACAAAAUGCUGCUUGGAGAAAGACCCCUCCAAGCGUCCUUCACCCCAGCACUUAUUAUCACAUCCCUGGAUUGUUGGACACGCACAAAAGACGGUGAAAAUGGACAAAUUCCUCAAAGAAUGCUGGAGCGACGCUUAG